Messenger RNA from Protopolystoma xenopodis, 309 nucleotides. NCBI's taxonomy places the organism in Eukaryota, Metazoa, Platyhelminthes, Monogenea, Polystomatidea, Polystomatidae. The record is from the annotation of a GenBank genome assembly.
AUGUUCAAUUUUGUAUAUUUCUCAUUUACUCUGGCUUCGGGAGUAGGCAAUGCUGAUCUUGGAAUGCUUCCACACGGCCGGCCCACAGUGAGUCUAUUCCUCAGCCCCGAAGAUCUCUCUAGCGCCCUAGGAGGCAGGCUAGAUUUAGUCGACGCAGUUGCUAGGCGAAAGGCGCGAGUAACCGGUGACCUCGUGGCACUGGCCAAGCUGAAGCACUUGAUCCAAUUGCAGCCUGCCAGCAAUACUGGAAGCAGUACUUCAGCAUCUAACCCCACGUCUCUUGAGCUCCGGUCGUUGCGCGGUUUGUGA